GGCGAAUUCUCCAGUUCCCACAACAACAGGAGAGGAGGGAAGAGAAGCCGCCACCAAGAACCUUAGGCCCUUGGGGCAGCCGACCUCCCUCUCUCUCGGCGCCCGCCGGCGGGUUACAUAACGGACCGCGGGACGCGUUCUCGCGAGAUUUCCACCGCCCCCCUCCUCGCUCCACGUCAGAAGGAACCGGGCGGAGCGGCCAACAUGGCGGAACGCAGGCGACACAAGAAGCGGAUCCAGGAAGUUGGUGAACCAUCUAAAGAAGAGAAGGCUGUAGCCAAGUAUCUUCGAUUCAACUGUCCAACAAAAUCCACCAAUAUGAUGGGUCACCGUGUUGAUUAUUUUAUUGCUUCAAAAGCAGUGGAUUGCCUUUUGGAUUCCAAGUGGGCAAAGGCCAAGAAAGGAGAGGAAGCUUUAUUUACAACAAGGGAGUCUGUGGUUGAUUACUGCAACAGGCUUUUAAAGAAGCAGUUUUUCCACCGGGCUUUAAAAGUAAUGAAAAUGAAGUAUGAUAAAGACAUAAAAAAAGAAAAAGAUAAAGGAAAAGCUGAAAGUGGAAAAGAAGAGGACAAAAAGAAUAAGAAAGAAAAUAUAAAGGAAGAAAAGACAAAAAAGGAAAAAGAGAAAAAAAAAGAUGGUGAAAAGGAAGAAUCCAAAAAAGAGGAAACUCCAGGAACUCCCAAAAAGAAGGAAACGAAGAAAAAAUUCAAACUUGAGCCACAUGAUGAUCAAGUUUUUCUGGAUGGAAAUGAGGUUUAUGUGUGGAUCUAUGACCCAGUUCACAUUAAAACAUUUGUCAUGGGAUUAAUUCUUGUGAUUGCAGUUAUAGCAGCCACACUCUUCCCUCUUUGGCCAGCAGAAAUGAGAGUAGGUGUUUAUUACCUCAGUGUGGGCGCAGGCUGUUUUGUAGCCAGCAUUCUUCUACUUGCUGUUGCUCGUUGCAUUUUGUUUCUCAUCAUCUGGCUCAUAACUGGAGGAAGGCACCACUUUUGGUUCUUGCCAAAUCUGACUGCUGACGUGGGCUUCAUUGACUCCUUUAGGCCUCUAUACACACAUGAAUACAAAGGACCAAAAGCAGACUUAAAGAAAGAUGAGAAAUCUGAAACCAAAAAACAGCAGAAGUCCGACAGUGAGGAAAAGUCAGACAGUGAGAAAAAGGAAGAUGAGGAGGGAAAAGUAGGACCAGGAAAUCAUGGAACAGAAGGCUCAGGUGGAGAACGGCAUUCAGACACAGACAGUGACAGAAGAGAAGAUGACCGAUCCCAACACAGUAGUGGAAAUGGGAAUGAUUUUGAAAUGAUUACAAAAGAGGAACUGGAACAGCAAACAGAUGGGGAUUGUGAAGAAGAGGAGGAAGAAGACAAUGAUGGAGAGAUACCUAAAUCUUCACAUGAAAAAUCAUAAUUCGACUAAUUUUGGGAACUGAUUAAGGGCAAGAGGUUGGAUUUUCUAUGUUGGCUGAUCAUCAUAAUGUACACAUCUUAUUUGUAGCAUUCUUUAUAUCCAUUUACUGAAAUGUAUUUGACAUCCAAGCAGUUAUUCAGUUCAUUUUAUAGAGUAUUGGUACUACUAUUGGUACAGUCUAAAGCCAUUAAUAAGUUUAUCCAUUUGAUAAUUUAACAGUAAGUAGGUCUUAUUCAUUUUGAUAGUUAUCAAAGAUGCAUUUUCCACAAUGACAUUUAGAUUAAGGGCAUUUUUGAUAGUUGUAUGGCUUUUUACUGUUAGACUAAUCAAAAUAACUUUAGAAGGAAUAAAGAAAUUGCAACGUUUCAGAUUAUGCAGAGUUAUAUAGCCAUUUCACAGUUUCUUUAGAAUGAAAUGCGUAACACUUUGUUCUUGAUAGUUUGCUUUUGUUUUUCAUCAUAAAAUUAUCCAGGAAAUUUCUUAAGAUUCUGAGUUAGCAGGGUUCAAAAGCAUUUCGUGGAAACAAGCCAACUAAUAACAAUGCAGCAGCACUUCUAGUUUAGCUGCAAAUUCUCCUUUUCCAACUUAGGAAAUCCAAACUGAUUUGUACGUUUGAUUCAGAGAAAGAUGGUCAUCUCCAGUAGAGAACAUGAACAGCAUUGGUUGGAAGGUGAUGGCUCUCCUACCUUCUUCCCCAUCUCCUUGUAACGUAAAGCGUAUUCUGUAUAUAAUUUACGAAUAAAACAUUUUAUUUUAAUUGUUACUUAUUAUUUAGACAUUUCUCAACACUUAAAUUUGUAAAAUUAAGACCAUGUAAGGGUAUGUUUUUAGAGAAGUGAAAGUUUCGAUAACCCACAGAACACCUGUGAUCUUUCUACAGCAGCUUCAGUUUUGUGCCAACAUUCCAUGUAUUUGAAUAUGAGUAAAAACUGAUCCUUAUUAAAUAUAAGAGCAGACUUAAAAGUAGCUGUUUGUAAGCCUUAAUGUUCAUUUUGUUUUAUUUUAAAACUUUACAUUCAGAAAUGGGGGUACUGUAUUACCAGACCAGGAGGCCCUGCUGUGAAAGAUAAUUUACUGUUCUAAAAUAUCAAUUUAAAAUAAAGGCUAUAAAAGAAAA
Marmota monax (woodchuck) is the source of this 2521-nucleotide messenger RNA. It is a transcript of the gene Sec62, whose product is annotated as SEC62 homolog, preprotein translocation factor. Bases 205 to 1404 code for a protein of 399 amino acids. The record is from RefSeq and is a predicted model, not a curated record. NCBI's taxonomy places the organism in Eukaryota, Metazoa, Chordata, Mammalia, Rodentia, Sciuridae. Gene Ontology annotation, biological process: post-translational protein targeting to membrane, translocation. The transcript has 8 exons. Gene Ontology annotation, cellular component: endoplasmic reticulum membrane; endoplasmic reticulum.